This is a messenger RNA of Striga asiatica, 3292 nucleotides long. Lineage: Eukaryota; Viridiplantae; Streptophyta; Magnoliopsida; Lamiales; Orobanchaceae. The record is from the annotation of a GenBank genome assembly.
CAUACAUGCAUAGUAUGCAUACAUUUUGUAAUAGAAUACACCCUUUCUCCCCAACAAACAAACAACACAUACAAUCAUGCUACCAUUUUAAUAAUAAAAUUAAAAAUCAAAAUAUUUUCCUUUUUUCUGGCUGCGCUCGAUCUUUGCGACUCCCCCUUUUCCUCUUCGAUCUUCCAAAGAUUAGGGUUUUUCGGCGUCUCCACUUCUCUUCCAAUUUCAAUUUCUCCUUUUUAAAAAAUAUCUUUGCUAAAUAUCCUCUCUCUGUCUUUCUCUCUCUCUCUCGAUUCGAUUCAUUUUCAGAGCUUACAGAUCUUCAGCUCUAUCCGUGUUAUCCCUUUCUUUAACUCGUCUGUUUCCCUCCACGAUAGAUUCGUUUGCUCACUCAAGAUAUGUUCUGGAAGCUCACGGCCCUGUCAGCAUCGUCUCCUCUGGAUACCCGUUGUGCUAAAGGUUGAGGCUGUGCUGGACAAGGAAAAUUUUACAUUGGAAGAGCUUUUGGAUGAGGAAGAGAUCAUUCAAGAAUGCAAAGCAUUAAACAGCCGGCUUAUAAAUUUUUUGAGAGAUAGAGCUCAGGUCGAGCAACUGCUGCAUUACAUUGUUGAUGACCCUUCCGAGGAUGCAGAUAGCAAAAGAACCUUCAAGUUCCCUUUCAUUGCUUGCGAAAUUUUUACAUGUGAAAUUGAUGUAAUCUUGAAGACUUUGGUGGAGGAGGAGGAGCUUAUGGACUUGCUCUUCUCUUUUCUGGAACCAAACCGUAAUCAUAGUGCAUUACUGGCUGGGUAUUUUAGUAAGGUUGUCGUGUGCUUGAUGAUGCGGAAGACUAUCUCGCUAAUGAAUUAUGUCAAGAUUGAUUGGUAUUCUUUGUAUCACUGUGAUCUUAUAAGAGAUUUUCUCCUUCGAAGGAACUUUCAGAGGAGGAUAUAUUUUCUGUACAAGUUUUUCCAUUUGCCCAACGAUCUUGGUUCUUUGCAGGCCCACCAAGAAGUUUUUAAGCAGCUGGUUGAUUUGAUCGGUAUCACAUCCAUCAUGGAGGUCUUGGUGCGACUUGUUGGUUCUGAUGACCAUCUCUACCCCAAUUCGUUUGAUGUGAUGCAGUGGUUGGCUGAUAGCAAUCUGUUAGAAAUGAUUGUUGAUAAACUUAAUAACACAAAUCCUGCUGAGGUACAUGCUAAUGCAGCAGAAACACUAUGUGCUAUAACUAGGAAUCCGCAAUCACCUCUGGCCACUAAACUAUCUAGCCCAAGCUUUGUGGAAAGAGUAUUUGGUCAUGCGCUUGAAAACUCGCCUUCAACAUCGGCCCUUGUUCACUCGCUCUCUGUUUGUAUUUCUAUAUUGGAUCCAAAAAGAUCAAUUUCUUCCUCAGUGAUGCACGCUUUCAGAAGUCAACAUGUUUAUGAACCACCAGCACAUGUAAAACCAGAUACUGUUGGUGCUAUGCUUCCGAAACUAGGGGAGAUGCUAAUGCUUUUGAAUGUUACAUCUGAUGAGAAAGUUUUACCCACAACGUACGGUGAAUUGAGGCCUCCCCUCGGACAAUACCGUUUAAAGGUUGUGGAAUUCCUUGCUGUGCUGCUAAAAACUGGCAAUGAAGUGGCAGAGAAGGAAUUGGUUGGUUCUGGAACAAUCCGGAGAGUCUUCGAUCUCUUUUUUGAGUACCCGUACAAUAAUGCUUUGCAUCAUCAUGUGGAGAGCAUUAUAUAUUCAUGCUUGGAAAGCAAAAAUAGUGCCAUCAUAGAUCAUCUUCUCCUUGAAUGCAAUUUGGUUGGCCGAAUUCUUGAAAGUGAUAGAAGUCCCAACCUUUCUUGUGAAAAUAAUCUGUUCAUUAUGAUUCUGUGCUCCUUGAUGGAUAGAGGAAAGAUGAAAGUUAACACUUGCUUUCUUGAGAGAAUGCAUAUCCCUGGUGAACAAUCUAUCCCAACUAAGCCAGCUUCUGGAAAGCAUGCUCCUCGAGCAGGGUACUUUGGGCACCUGACUAGGAUCGCAAAUAAAUUAGUUCAGUUGGGAAACAGUGUCGUUCAAACACAUCUUCAGGAGAAUAGUGAGUGGAAUGAGUGGCAGAAGACCGUCUUACAGGAGCGUGGUAUGAUUGAGAAUGUUUACAGAUGGGCUUGUGGGUCAGCUGUGACACUUAUAGAAUUUCCUCUUCCCAUUUUCUUCAAAAAGACGCUCUUGUUCAACUGGACUGCAGUUGCGAAAAUGAUACUAAUUCUUGCCCUCCUUUGCAGCCGUCCAACUGCACUACAAGACAGGACCAGGGACAGUGAUGAGGAGCCGGACGUUCAUGAUAGGGAUUAUGAUGUUGCGGCCUUGGCCAAUAAUUUAAGCCAAGCAUUUCGAUACAACAUAUACGACAAUGAUGACAAUGAGGGCCAUGGAUCUCUAGAUCGUGAUGACGAGGAUGUCUACUUUGACGAUGAAUCUGCAGAAGUCGUAAUAUCUUCCUUACGGUUGGGUGAUGAGCAAGGGAGCUUGUUCACAAACUCCAACUGGUUUGCUUUCCAAGACGACAGGAUUGGCGAAAAUAUCCCAAUAGACACCUCGGCAUCCGACACGCUUGACGGUCUAAAACCGAGCGGCGGUAGCAGCAGCGGCAGCGACGAUGACGUGGUGGUCGGUGACGACAUUGAAAUUGCCGCUGCCUCCACCAACGGCUCCUUAAUUCCCGGCACCACCAAAAAUCCCUUUGACGAAAUCGAGUCGGAAAAUGGGCCCCACAAUGACGACCCGUUUGGAGACAGGCCUGUGCCCGAGUGGGUAGCAUGGGGCGAAGGGCUUGGUGAAGGGUCCACAGUGAACCCUUUUGACGACCCCAACAUAAACAUUGAUGAUGAGGGUGAUGGUUUGCCAAACGGGACGUCGAGUUCCAGUGAAGCAGAAGAUUCGAGCCACAAUAGUGUUGCUGUUGUUGUGCCGUCUUUGUUUGAGGAAGAUGUGGAGUUUGUGGGUGUGGAGGUGGAAGGCACGGAGAAGGCCAUGGAGCAGGCUUUGAAGGAAGGGAUUGUUGGUGAGGCUGGGCCGUUGAAGAGGAACCUCUCAUCGCCUAAAAAGCCUGAGACUGAGGAAAGUGGUGGUUCUGGGAUGGAUGAGUUUAAUGAUGCAAACUAUUGGAGGGUUGAUCAGGAGGUGACUGUGUUGGAGUGAGACAGUUUAGGGGAGGGGAUUGGAUUGGAUUGGAUUGGCCAAACCUCUGAGUUGAGUGGAUAGAUUGGGAUAGCGGAAUUGCGGGUUAUGUUUAAUGAUAAUAGUGGUUGGUUGUCACUUGUCACUGGUNAGGUUGCGUCAGUUUUGUUAU